GCAUCGAUUAGAGCACGAGGAGGAGUAGUGAUUAAUGUGGCUUCAAGUGGAAUAGCUGCAACUUUACUACCUUCAGGCAGAACUGCACAUUCAAGAUUUGCAAUUCCAAUUGAUAUUAAUGAAGAUUCCAUGUGCAACAUAUCCCAAAGUUCACCAUUGAGUGAGCUUAUCAGGUGUGCCAAAUUGAUUAUUUGGGAUGAAGCCCCAAUGGUGAAACGAUUUUGUGCAAAAGCUAUUGAUAGGACAUUCAGAGAUAUAAUGAAGUGUAAUCGUCCCUUUGGAGGCAAAUGCAUUGUCAUGAGAGGAGAUUUCAGAAAAAUAUUGCCUGUCAUCCCAAAAGGUAGUCGUGCAGAUGUUGUCAACUCAACCAUAAACUCUUCUUAUCUAUGGAGUCAUUGCAAGUUAUUCCAACUUACCAAGAAUAUGCAAUUAUCUUCGAGUUCAUCCACAGAUAAUUCAAAAUUGAAAUUAUUUUCUGACUGGCUUUUGGAUAUUGGUGAUGGUCGCAUUGGUUUACCUCAUGAUGGAAUGGAAGAGAUAGAAGUCCCUGAUGAUUUUUUAAUUAUGGACUAUCAUGAUCCUCUACAGUCGAUUGUCGAAGCCACAUAUCCUGAUCUUUUACAUCAUUUAGCUGAUUCCGAAUAUCUCACUAAUAGGGCCAUUUUGACACCGACAGUUGAAGUGGUUGACCAAAUUAAUGACUAUAUGUGCUCCUUACUGCCUGGCGAGCCUAUUGAAUAUUUUAGCUCUGAUUCUGUGAGUAUAGCUGAUCAAGGUUGUGCAUCAUUUCAAGAAUUGUAUACUACUGAAUUCUUGAACACAAUAAAAUGCUCUGGCUUGCCUCCGCAUAGACUUGCAGUGAAAGUUGGAGUUCCCAUAAUGCUGGUGAGAAACAUAGAUCAAGCUGCAGGACUCUGUAAUGGCACAAGACUAAAGAUCACAUUUCUUGGUAAACACUUUAUUAAAGCAAUAGCUCUUAAUGGUACAAGCAUAGGUCAAGAAGUUUUGAUCCAUCGAAUGGAUAUGAACCCUUCAAAAUCUAGACUACCAUUCACGAUGACAAGAAGGCAGUUUCCUAUCAUAUUAUCAUUUGCCAUGACGAUCAACAAAAGUCAGGGACAAUCAAUGACUAAUGUUGGCUUAUACCUACGCAGACCUAUCUUCACACAUGGUCAAUUAUAUGUUGCGCUGUCAAGGGUUAAGUCUAUGGAUGGCAUCAAGAUUUUAAUUCUUGAUUCAGAUAAAAACCCAACAAACAGAGAAAUAUUUUAA
This is a messenger RNA of Neltuma alba, 1272 nucleotides long. Its product is annotated as ATP-dependent DNA helicase PIF1-like. Lineage: Eukaryota; Viridiplantae; Streptophyta; Magnoliopsida; Fabales; Fabaceae. Bases 130 to 1272 code for a protein of 380 amino acids. The record is from RefSeq and is a predicted model, not a curated record. Gene Ontology annotation, molecular function: DNA helicase activity. Gene Ontology annotation, biological process: telomere maintenance; DNA repair. The transcript has a single exon.